AUGGGACUUGGUAAAACAAUACAGGCAUUGGCUAUAGCCAAAUACUACGAUUCUGACUGGCCAUUGCUUGUGAUAUGUCCAGCUGGUUUGUUACAUGACUGGAGGGAAGCAAUAGGUCUGUUCUUGGAUGCUAGUAGUACGAUAGUACGAGAUAGUGUUGACUUUGGUGAUAAAAUAAGCAUUAUUAGCAAUGUAAUGGCCACAAAAUAUAGUGAUAUGAUUACAGCUGACAAUUAUAAGGUGAUUAUUGUAGAUGAGUGUCAUGGUUUGAAAUCAACCAAAACACAGCGAACUAAGGCACUGUUACCAAUUCUACAGAAGUCAACUAGGCUAAUUAUGUGUUCAGGAACACCAGCGGUCAGUAGGCCUGUUGAAUUGUAUCCUAUUAUACAGGCACUUCAUAAGGGACCUUUUACUAGUUACAAUGAGUAUGGAAUGAGAUACUGCAAUGGAAGACUCGUGAAUGGCAGAUAUGACUUCCAAGGCUGUUCUAAUGCUGAUGAAUUGUCAUAUUUUAUGGAGAAGGAAUUUAUGAUUAGAAGAAGAAAAGAAGCUGUUCUAAGCAAGUUGCCUAAGAAAAACAGGAAAAAGAUAGAAUUGAGCUUAGAGAAUGUGGAAUUAACUGAAGGAAUGGUUGACAACAAAACAGUGAUAGGUAAUGAUGUUGCACUGGCCUAUAGAAAGGCAUGCGAAGUGAAAGUGGAUCCAGUUUUAGCAUAUAUUAAUUCAUUAGUGGAGAAAGAAACUAAAUUCUUGGUAUUUGCUCACCACAAAACGAUGAUUGAUGCAAUAGCAGAGAAUAUUAAGAGUAUGAACAUAAAAUACAUGAAAAUAGAUGGAAAUGUACCAGUGGCAAAAAGAAAGAUGUUAGUAGACGCAUUUCAAAAGGAUGACAGUUAUAAAGUGGCCGUAUUGAGUCUAACAGCUGCAUCUACUGGAUUAACAUUGACAGCAGCAUCAUUGGUUGUAUUUGCUGAAUUAUUCUGGAAUCCAGGUGUAUUGAUGCAGGCAGAAGAUAGAGCACAUAGAAUAGGACAAACUAAACCAGUAGAAGUGCUGUAUUUAGUAUGUGAAAAGACAAUAGAUGAGAUAGUAUGGCCUUAUUUAUUAAGGAAAUUGAGUGUAUUAGAAAAAAUAGGUCUCAGCAAGAAUGAAUUGAAGCAAAUAAAGGGACAAACUACAGGUCAGAAAGCAAUAGAUGAGUAUUUCAAUAUGAAAUGA
This is a messenger RNA of Enterospora canceri, 1221 nucleotides long. The record is from the annotation of a GenBank genome assembly. Lineage: Eukaryota; Fungi; Microsporidia; Enterocytozoonidae.